Molecule: messenger RNA, 1578 nt
Organism: Cannabis sativa
Lineage: Eukaryota; Viridiplantae; Streptophyta; Magnoliopsida; Rosales; Cannabaceae
Product: protein DEHYDRATION-INDUCED 19
Exons: 5
Coding region: 489-1187 (232 amino acids)
Source: RefSeq, a predicted model, not a curated record
AAAAUAAAAUUAAUAAAAAAGAAGAAGAAGAAGAAGAAUGAAGAAGCGGACACGUUCUCUGGCGUUUGCUCCACGUCAGCACUGGUAAUGAACCCACUUGAUUGGAUCCUUAUUUUUGAAACUAUUCUUAAUACUUUUCUCACAUUAUAAAGGAAAAUGUCAAGUUUAUAAGACUCAAAAGAAAUUUCCUUUUUCUUAAAAAAAAAAAAAAAAGAAAAGGAAAACAAAAAUAAAAAUAAAAAGAGAAUAUCUAAAAUAAUUAAGUGUAAAAAACAAUGAAAACAAAUUUAUAAUUCAUCGUCUUCUUCUUUCCCAAUUCUCUCUAUUUCCUCAUAUUUGAAGGUUUCAAUUAUUUAAAUUUCUGUAAAUUUAACUGACCAUAAAAAGAAAAUAAUAAUAAUAAUAAAAAAAAGAACAAGAAGAGGGAUCGGAAGAAAACAAAGAGAGAAGAGGGGAUAGAUUGAAAGGGUUAGCGUUUGAUCUGAGAAAUGGACUCUGAUUUCUGGACCUCUCGUCUCGCUGCCGCUAAACGCCAAUAUACGUUGCACCACCACAAUCAGACCUCUCACUUAGAUCGGUUGGGGAUGGAUGAUUUGGAGGUUGAAGACGAUAUCCGACCUGAGUUCCCUUGCCCCUAUUGCUACGAAGACUUUGACAUCGCUUCCCUAUGUUCGCAUCUUGAGGACGACCAUUCUUGCGAAUCCAAAGUCACCGUUUGUCCAGUAUGCUCUGUUAGAGUUUCAAGGGACAUGCUAAGUCAUAUCACCUUGCAACAUGCACACUUGUUCAAGAUUCAACGACGACGAAGGCUACGCAGAGUUGCCAUUCCUAACAGUCAAGCUCUGUCUCUUCUUGGUCGGGAUCUUCGGGAAGCUCAUUUGCAGGUGCUUUUAGGGGGUGGUGGUGGAUAUCGGUCAAACAAUUCUAGUGUUUCUAAUGCAGCCACCGAUCCACUCUUAUCAUCUCUUAUAUUGAAUUACCCUACAUCUGAGGCAGAGGAAAUUUCAAAGUCUGUUGUUGCCAAUGCUGAUGACACAUCUAUGAAAAAAGUUGCACCAGCCCAUACAUGGAAAUCAAGUUUUGAUCCAUCCUUGAGUUACGAAGAGCGUGAAAAAAGGAUGAAACAAGCUACCGGGAGAGCUGGUUUUGUGCAAGAUCUGUUCCUCACAACACUGUUAGGAGACUAAUUGAGGCAGAAAAUGCUCUUGAAUAAUAGGAAGAAAGUUAUUUAAAGUCCUCCUUAUAAGGGAUAAUUUCUGGGUGGGGAUUGAAAUGGUUGUAUGUACCAUGUAAGACAACCCAAGGUGUGGUUGGGUACGAGUAAAUGCAGCAUCUAGACACUAAAAUCAAUGCCACCCCAUUGAUAUAACCCCAUCCAUCCCCUUUUACCAUCCUUAACCUGAAGAACACAUGGUCUUUUUUAAAAUUCUAGGGAAGACCUAAUAAUUCUGUGAUAUUGUUAAGUUACUACCUAAAUGGUGAAAGAAGAAAAAGAAAGAGAAACUUGAUAUGUUAUUUAUGUAAUUGUAUUGUUUUACUAGUUGACAAGUGUGAAAUUUGAGUUGUGUCUUUUACCUU